Messenger RNA from Camelina sativa (false flax), 1025 nucleotides. NCBI's taxonomy places the organism in Eukaryota, Viridiplantae, Streptophyta, Magnoliopsida, Brassicales, Brassicaceae. The record is from RefSeq and is a predicted model, not a curated record.
ACACCCAAAUCAAUCCCAACCCCUAAACUUAUCGCCAAGAGACACACACACACAACAACAAAAUGAAGGCACCUUCACAACAAGAGAUGACUUACUAUGGCAAUGUCAAGAAACGGCAAGACGAACAAGGCUGCUUAUACGCAACGUUUUACGCCAUGUUCUGUUGCUGUUGCUGCUACGAGACAUGCAAGUGUUGUUGCUGUGUUUGAUUUAUAUGUAUGAUCAUCUCAAAAAGAAAAAAGUAAAGAAAAAAUCCUAUGUAUCAUCUCAAAACUAUUCUCUUUAUCUGUCCUUCUCAUUAGCUCUUUUAUUGAUGAACUAUACGUCUUUAAACCAUGAUUAAUAAAUCUUUGGUCACCACUAGACCAAGGGGACAAUUUUAUGUAGUUUCAGUUAUAUAAACUUAACUAAUAGUUGAUAAACAUAGAAACGCAAAAACCGAACUAAAAUGUGAUGCUAAUAAUUUUUGCCUUUAAAUGCAUGGGAAUUGGUUUCGAUUUUAUAAAUAAUUUACAAUUUAAUUUUGGUUUUACAUAUCUUGAUCUGGUUCGGUUUAAUCUCUUCGGGUUGUUUUUCUUUUUCUUUCUCACCCCUGAUAAAAUAAAAACAAGUCAAAAAGUCCCCUAAACAUUGUUUCUUAUCGAUUUGAUCCAAUUUACCCUAAAAAAAUUUCUCAAAUUUCGAAAUCUAUAACUCUAAAAGCUUCAUCCUCCUAGCUAGUGAGUUCAAUCUGGAUCACAUCGAGAGAUUUUGAAUUCUCUUACAAAUGUCAUCAGUAGGAACAUCAAAGGGGAUUCUUGAAAUCGCCAAGCUCGGUGUAUACGUCGCAAUACCGAUCGUACUAAUGUAUACAUUUGCUAACAACAGCUCCAACAUCAAUAGAAUCAUGGGCGGUCGUUCGUACGUUGUUUAUCCUAAAGAAGCUCCUCUCCCUCCUUUACCUGAAGAGCUAAGACAGAUGGCUAAAGAACUUUCCCGCAACAAGAACAUCGUAUCCAAUUGAUUCUACUUUUAUAACGAAAGCC